AUGGUCGUUCGUAUUCGCCUUGCUCGAUUUGGCCGUCGCAAUCUCCCCUUUUACCACAUUGUGGUCGCCAAUGCACGCACAGCUCGCAACAGCAAGCCUAUCGAAAAGAUUGGCACAUACAACCCCAUUCCUGACGAGACCGGCAACAAGAUGAUCAACUUGAACUUCGAUCGCGCAAAAUAUUGGCUUACCGUGGGAGCACAGCCUUCUGAAACUGUAGAGAAGCUUCUUGUCAAGGCCGAUUUGAUUCCUCAACCACCGAAGCCUUGGAUGAAAGAAGCAGCAAAACGAUUCGAAUCUUCAUCAUCAGCAUAA
Messenger RNA from Lichtheimia ornata, 315 nucleotides. Its product is annotated as ribosomal protein S16. The coding region runs from base 1 to 315 and encodes 104 amino acids. Gene Ontology annotation, cellular component: ribosome; mitochondrial small ribosomal subunit. Lineage: Eukaryota; Fungi; Mucoromycota; Mucoromycetes; Mucorales; Lichtheimiaceae. Gene Ontology annotation, molecular function: structural constituent of ribosome. The record is from RefSeq and is a predicted model, not a curated record. The transcript has 2 exons. Gene Ontology annotation, biological process: mitochondrial translation.